AUGUCUCUCGACGUCUAUCAGGCCUUUUCCCGCAAGUCCUUCUUCGUGACGGGGGGGAGCGGUUUCAUGGGAAAAGUCCUCCUGUUUAAGCUGUUGAAGGAGUUCCCGGACCUUGAGGCCAUCUACGUCCUGAUCCGGGGGAAAACCUCACGUAAGCUGAAGCGCUACGUCGGGCCGCAAGAGCGUCUCGAAAAGGAGGUGUUGGGCUCACCCUGCUUCGAUCCACUGCGAGAGUCCCUGGGCGCGGAGGGUUUUAAACUGCUCAGCUCGCGCGUCGUUGGGGUGGAAGGAAACAUCAACGAGGAUCGCCUGGGUCUAAGUGACAAGGAUUGCCAAAUGAUUUUAAAGUCGGUGCAUUACAUUGUGCACAUGGCAGCCACGGUCAACUUUGAUGAGCGACUUAACGUGGCAGUGGACACAAACACGUUGGGCGGCCUGCGCGCCCUUGCCAUCGCCAAGGAGUGUCGAAAGCUGGAGGCCAUGGUGCAUGUUUCCACCUGCUACGUGAACCAUAACCGUCAGGGGAGCACGGUGGAGGAGUGCCUGUAUCCGCUGCCGUUUGAUCCGGAGGCGAUGUGCAAGUCUAUUCUCUCCUUAAAUGAGCAGGAGGUGGAUGAGGUCUCCGCGAGGCUGUUGAAGAAGUACGGCUUCCCGAAUACGUAUACAUUUACUAAAUCCAUGGGCGAACAGCUGGUCUACGCGCGACGCGGGAAGUGCCCCGUGUCGAUUGUCCGCCCCUCGAUUGUGGGCUGCAGCUACAAGGAGCCAGUUCCGGGCUGGGUGGACGCCCUCACGGCAGCCGGGGGCCUGCUGUUAACCGUAGGACUGGGCGUGGUGCAUGAGGUUUCCAGCCGCGGGGACGCCAUUUCUGACAUUGUCCCUGUAGAUUUUGUGGUCAACACGAUUAUCAAGGUGCUGUUCAAGACGCAGUACCAUUACAGGGGGCAGCGCGCGAAGGCCGCGAAUGCAGAGCAACCCCAGCGGCGUGAUGUGAGCGGAACGCUUCUGAACGCCUUGGCGAAGACAGAGCUGUCAAAGAAAAAUGUCACGGCAGUUGUGGAGGGCGUCGCACCGUUGACAGUCGUCACGACACAGACGCAGCAGCAGCAGCUACAGCAACAGCAACAGCAACGAUCGCAACCGCAAACGGAGCAGGAUGUUACUGUUUCCACUUCUGUAGUGGGUUUAAUGCCAUGUGAAACACCAGGAGUUUCGCUUCCAUUUGUGUACCAUGCCGCGACCUCGUCGUCGACCAAUCACCUUACAUGGAAACGCCUCCGGGAUGCCACACGAGCUUAUUGGAACAGAAAAAGCAAACACCCAAAGGCGUUGUCUUUCAUGACAGGGGCCCUUAUUGAAUCCGACCUUGAGUUCAUGCUGCGUUUCUUUCUCUUCCGCGAGGUGCCGUAUCAGUUGCUUCGCCUUGUGGCGCAUCUUCCUCACCCAGUUGGGUCUAGGGAGAAGCAACGCCUUGUUGAGAAGCUUGGCCGGGCGCUGUAUCGCUCAAGGGAGUUGAACCGCCAGUUCCGUGCCUUUACCAUGCACGAGUGGGUUUUUGCGACAAGGCAAACUCAAUCCUUGGACGAUGACCUGAACGAGCGCUCUCGCUCCGCCUUUUACUUUGACACAUACAUGAUCAACUGGUGGUUUUACGCGCAGGUGUACGCCCACGGUCUCCUGAAAUACAUUGUCAAGGACACGGCCGGUUUUGAGCCUCCGGAACAGCCGGCCGCCCCAACCGAGAUCUUCAGGAGGGCUUCUUCGCUGUAG
Molecule: messenger RNA, 1770 nt
Organism: Trypanosoma conorhini
Lineage: Eukaryota; Euglenozoa; Kinetoplastea; Trypanosomatida; Trypanosomatidae
Product: fatty acyl-CoA reductase
Exons: 1
Coding region: 1-1770 (589 amino acids)
Biological process (GO): long-chain fatty-acyl-CoA metabolic process
Cellular component (GO): intracellular membrane-bounded organelle
Molecular function (GO): alcohol-forming very long-chain fatty acyl-CoA reductase (NADP+) activity
Source: RefSeq, a predicted model, not a curated record